AUGUCGGCCGGCGGCCCCCCCUGGAGGAACCACAGCCUGGUCCUGGGAGGGGGCGGAGACCCUCCUCUGUCCGACCAGGGAGAGACCAUCAUAGGAGUCUACCUGCUGCUGCUGGGCUGGUUGUCGUGGUUCGGGAACAGCGUGGUGCUGUUCGUCCUGUACCGCCAGAGGGCGGCGCUGCAGCCCACGGACUUCCUGACGCUGAACCUGGCCGUGUCCGACGCCAGCAUCUCUGUGUUCGGCUACUCCAGAGGAAUCAUCGAGAUCUUCAACGUCUUCCAGGACAGCGGGUACCUCAUCUCAUCCAUCUGGACCUGCCAGGUGGACGGUUUCUUCACGCUGGUGUUCGGUCUGAGCAGCAUCAACACGCUCACAGUGAUCAGCAUCACGCGCUACAUCAAAGGCUGCCACCCCAGCAGAGCGCGUCACAUCAGCAGAACCAGCGUGUUUGUGUGUCUGCUGCUCAUCUGGGUCACAGCUGGGUUCUGGGCCGGAGCGCCGCUGCUGGGCUGGGGCAGCUACACAGAUCGGGGUUAUGGUACCUGUGAGAUUGACUGGGCCAAAGCGAGCUACUCUGGUGCCUACCGGUCCUUCAUCGUGUCCAUCUUGGUCUGCUGUUUUCUGGUUCCUGUUCUUGUCAUGCUCUUCUGCUACGUGUCCAUCAUCAACACUGUGAAGCGCGGCAACGCCUUGUCAGCAGAGGGCGACCUGACCGACCGCCAGAGGAAGAUCGAGAGGGACGUCACCAUCGUCUCCAUAGUGAUCUGCACGGCCUUCAUCCUGGCCUGGUCUCCCUACGCUGUGGUGUCCAUGUGGUCGGCCUGCGGCUUCCAUGUUCCAAACCUCACCAGCAUCUUCACGCGCCUCUUUGCCAAGUCUGCCAGUUUCUACAACCCUCUGAUCUACUUCGGCCUCAGCUCCAAGUUUCGCAAAGAUGUGGCGGUCCUGCUGCCGUGCACCCGCGAUGCCAAAGACACCGUCAAGCUGAAGCGAUUUAAGCCCAAAGCCGACGCCCACGGCCGCCCUGCUGCAGGAGGCGGGGCCAAACUGAAGCUUCCCCUCAACCGGCCAGAGAAGAAAUACUGUACAGGGAACCAGGCUCCGCCCCCUGACCCUGGCAGAGGAAGCCCGCCCUGCACACCACCGCCCGUUACCAAAGAGGUGUUCUACAUCGACAUGCCCCGCCCCUCUGACACCGGCUCUGACUUUGAAUGUGACAGACUCUGA
This is a messenger RNA of Stegastes partitus (bicolor damselfish), 1227 nucleotides long. Its product is annotated as opsin-5-like. The coding region runs from base 1 to 1227 and encodes 408 amino acids. The record is from RefSeq and is a predicted model, not a curated record. The transcript has 6 exons. Gene Ontology annotation, molecular function: G protein-coupled receptor activity. Gene Ontology annotation, biological process: G protein-coupled receptor signaling pathway. Gene Ontology annotation, cellular component: membrane. NCBI's taxonomy places the organism in Eukaryota, Metazoa, Chordata, Actinopteri, Pomacentridae.